Molecule: messenger RNA, 2166 nt
Organism: Fusarium odoratissimum NRRL 54006
Lineage: Eukaryota; Fungi; Ascomycota; Sordariomycetes; Hypocreales; Nectriaceae
Exons: 2
Coding region: 991-1494 (167 amino acids)
Source: RefSeq, a predicted model, not a curated record
UUAAGGUGUACAGCAACACAACUCCAACUUGGAAAGAAUAAAUUUUUUCAACAUAAUUAUAUAUAUGUUAUUAUCAGACCAGAAAUAUUCUUAUUCGAGAAGCUACAACGCUAUUAUGUUUGAGAUGAAAAUCAAACCCACCUUUCCGCUCUGUCAGAAUACUUGAUUUGAGCAGGACGUGCCCGGUGCAGGCGUGCUCGUCACUACGAGAUGCACAGUAGGCCACAUGAAACGCACAAUAAUUAGUUCACACUGACAAGCACCAGGAAACACCGCGAACAUGCGGCUGCGAGGAUCGCGGUGAGCUUCAGUAAAAAUCACCUGGUCGUGCCAUGAAGGCUUGACGAAUGGAUGAAGAACCGGAUCGAUGGAGCACGAGUGCGGCUGGAAAGAGGCUGGCCCAGACUCUGAAAAGAGCGAGGUCACCGACCGACUCAACAAAUAAGUUAAACAAUAUUGAUUUGGCGAUCGUGAGCGCCUAUCCUGCAUAUGAGCCCACCUCAAACGAGGCUGAUAAGAUCGACAAAGCAAGAGAGCGUCUGGACAGAGGUUCUCAAGACCCCGAAGUCCGAGAGGACUCGUUCUUCAGCGUUACUACUGCCCUAACAACCAUGGCUGAAGACGCGAAGAGCUACGCCGAAGACAUCCAAGUCCUCGAGCACCUUGAUGAGGAUGACAAGGUGACUGUUCUGUCGGCUACAAUGCCACUCGGUAAAGGACCAAGUGGAAGGAAGGCCAUCAUAGUUGACCCCGCAGCACACACAUAAUAAUGUUGCGGAAGCAGCCCUCCUGUCUGGAGAGACUGACGCGACGGGGCAUGGAACACGAGCGCCAGUUCCCUCUACUGGUUUAUCAGAGAAUUUAACCAGCCAAACUGCGUCUGAUGGUGAUAAUGAGGGAACCGUUUUAAAGACGCUCAAGUCGAGGAAAGCAACGUCGGCGUGGGUUCAGCCCAACCAAACAGUGAUUGCUGCAUACUAUCACGAGGACAUGCUCGACAGCAACGACGAGCCUCACCAAGUGCCUGUCCAUGGCACCUAUUUUGACAAUGUCUGGACACCAGGCAAUAGUGGGUCAACGGUGACAAAUGGGGACAUGAGGAUUGUCCGAAAGUAUGUGCGCGCCAGCCGUCUAUUUAUCCCCCGAGACGGAGCUAAACAUAUGCCAGGCCGUUUGCCAGUUAAGAUCCCCGGCCCAGAGAGCGCAACACCUGCAGUUUAUGUGGGUAUCUCGAGGGUCGCCAUACAGCAUGUGUUUAUGCGGAACAAGGCCAAGGUCAACAAGGUCUCAUUCACAGACAACACAGAGAGCUUCGAUCUGAGGGCUGAGCCUUCCAAUGUCGUGGCAGGGAUCAACACAAUUUUCCACGAAGGUUGUACUGUGCCGGGAAACAUCUCGCGGCUCAACCGAUUUGUGAAGGACAAGACAACAGUUUUCGAGGAGCAACCGGCGCCAAUGGAAAGACUCGUGCGCCAGAACAACCGAGUCCUAUAAUAUCUUCCCGUCGAACCUGUGCAAAACCGCAAAGCCAGCGACGAUGCCGGACAUCAGCCAUCUUAUCGUAUCCUUAACAGAAGGGAGCUGGAAACUAUACUCAUUGGAUUUAUCUUGCCGCGCACUUGGGAUGUUUGAACUACAUAAGAAGCUAAUCGACAGGCUCAACAUCUUCUUGGCAGCUCAUCCUCUGGACUCGAUGCCAACCAAUAUGGCAGUUCACGUUAUCUGCCUAUACUUCAGGGCUAAGAACUCUCCUAAGCUGGAGUCGGGAGGAUUUUUUUCAGACGGAAACGGACCAAUGCCAGCAGUUGACCUGGAGUUUCCCGGCAUGCUAUCCCUGUGAUAGUUUGACAACAAAUACCCGAUUUACCCGAGUUCUUUACUCAGUAUCACGAGAGGUACAUACAGAGUAUCUAUCACCAUGCACCUACCAAGCAUCGUGAUUGACUUUGAAACACUUCGGGCAUCAUUGUCGCACUCAUUGGAGAUGUCAAGGCGAUUGGGGCUGGAAACAGAUGGGAGGCAUCCACCAGGAUAGGACAUGAAAUUAGAAGAGAAAUCAUAAACUUUAGGCCUUCCUUAUCUAAUCUUAGGAUAUUUAGCUAAAACUUUUAUGAUUUUAGGAUAAGCUUAGGCAUAAUCUUAGCAAAGAUUAUUCCCAUUCUUCAC